ACGGGUGGCAUCCCUAAGUCUAAAUUUUGCUGUUACAUUGCACAACCGUCAAUGUUAUGUCAUAAUUAUGUACAAUUCUGGCAAAUUAAUUAGUCUUUGUUCGGAAGAAAUGGUCUUCACACAGUUCACAACGAGCCAACCGGCCCAAACUGCUGCAUAUACCCUGACUCUGCUUGCACAGAACACAAGAGAAGUGACACAAUUUCCCUAGUUAAAAUAAAUUCAUGUUAGUAGGCAAUAUUAUCUAAAUAUGCAGGUUAAAAAUAUAUACUUGUGUAUUGAUUUAAAAAAGGGCAUUGAUGUUUAUGGUUAGGUACACAUUGGGGCAACGACAGUGCUUUUUUUUGCGAAUGCGCUUGUUAAAUCAUCACCCGUUUGGCGAAGUAGGCUGUGAUUCGAAGAUGAAUUACCAGGCACCUCAUUGAUUGUAUGCAACGCAGGACAAGCUAGAUAACUACACAUGGUUGAUGAUAUUACUAGUUUAACUAGUGAUUAUGUUAAGAUUGAUGUUUUUUGUAAGAUAAGUUUAAUGCUAGCUAGAAACUUACCUUGGCUCCUUGCUGCACUCACCUAACAGGUAGUCAGCCUGCCAUGCAGUCUCUUUGUGGAGUGCAAUGUAAUCAGCCAUAAUCGGUGUACCAAUUAGAAUUCUGCACCCACACUCUGUAGAGCCUCUGUAUUUUGUGCCAAUGUGUGAGUCCACAGUGUUUAAAUUGAUACCUCACUAUUUGAAUAUAAUUAACAUGUACCAUAUUCAAAGAGUAUAGGCGACACUAAAUGGUUGUCAAGUAGCCAAUUAUCUCUGAUACUGAGGUACCAAGGUUGUAACAAUGAGCAGACAUUGUUAUUAAUUUGAAUAAGACUUUUACUUUCAAGAUAAAAUUGUAGGCCUACGUUCUAGAUAGGAGAGAAAGUCAUUUCACUCUGCCUGCCUCUUUACUUUUCUCAUUGUACCUGGGCUGAGAAGGUAGCUUUGCCUCGAAGAUGAGCUUAUCAGGGAGGGUACUAAAACAUUCAGUUAACCUAUUCUUACUCUGUAUUCAGACGGUUCAUCAUGUUUGUCCUGCAGUCUAUGGGAUCAUUAGGAUGCCACCUCACCUUGCAUUUUUCAGUUGAAAACUGACUUAAGUAUGUGAUUUCCAAAACAUUCUGACAGCCUCUAUAUCCCCUCAGACUUCCUGGUGAAUCACUAAAUUAACCAAAACAAUAUUAAGGCCGAGCCAGUCAGACUCAAGCUGCAAUCCAGGAGGAAUGAGCUGAGCUGCCACCCACCAACAAGAUAAUUUGUUCCCACUGUUUGGAAAGCACUGUGUACACCCAAUCCAGCUUCUGCCCUGGCACGUACAGUACAUUCAACAAUGAGGUUCAGGCCUGGAGCAGCCUUAGACAUUUCUCAAGACUUGGCCUGGCCUACGCAAACAUCUCAGCAUUUCUAAAUAGUACACAUUCAAAGGUUCAGUAUUGCUGUUAAGACUUGAGCUCACAUGUUCAGACACUAUGAGGUGGUUGGGUGUUUGGUAUAGUGACACAAGGCCACGCUGAAAUUUGACUUCUGCUCCCAACCUCUCUGAAAGACAUGCAGGUUGCAAGCAGGGUGCUGCCACACUGGACAGCUAUGGAGCAGUUGUUGUGGGGGGGUUAAGUGACUUGCUCAAGGGAAGGGCACAACGGCAGGCUAAGAUUUGAAAUAUAUUGAGACAAAUUAGCCUGUAGCAAAAUCUAACUCAUUUGAUUGAACAUGAAAUGUAUUUCAAUAUAAUUGAAAUUUGCCUUUUUUCCUACUGUUUAUAUUUUAAUGCAGUCAUCUAGGUUUUCAUUUGAGCAUGUUUUUAUGUCACUUGUUUGUAUCAAUUGUGUAGACAUUGGCCACUUUGUAUUUGUAGUUAACUUUGUUCUUAAGUUAUUAGUGAUCACAGAUGGAUUAACCAUGCAAGACUGUUUCGUGGAGAGCUUCUGUGUAUAAAGUGACACGGGAGGGCAAAAAAGCAUCUAACAAAGCACUUCGCUGUUCUAUGAGUGGUCUGAGGCAGGCGUUUUCAAGUGCAACGUUAACGAUGGUUUUGGCCAUAAAAUGCUUUUGGGGCGUGUCAUUUAAAGCAUAACAAAAAAUGUAUAUAAAUAAGAUAUUUGGCUACAGAAGCUAUUUCUUACCGAUCUCUACAUCUUCUGUCCUAAAACAAAUCCUGUGAAAUGACGUCAACACAUACGGGGAGAGAUUCUGGCUAGCUACAGUGGCUAGCUUAGCUAAAUAACUAGCUAUAUUGGCCGCGGCGUGCUUAACCGGAAUGACACAUCUAUAAGAAAGAGGCAUAGUUGGACCGUUGCCCCAAGUCUACCUUUUUUAAUUUGUUUAUCCUAUACUUGUUUAUCCUAUACUUUACCAUACUUUUUAAUGUACCCCAAGUAAAUUCAGUGAAUGAAAUGUAGACCUACCCUUUAAUCUAGAAGAAUAUUGCUUUAAAAUACCUUACAACUGUCUUACCUCAACUAUAAAAGGAAGGAUCUAAAACCUAGAGCUGGGACGACAUUGCCUUCCUCUUACCAAUGUAGCCUAGGCCUAGUGCUGAAACGUUUUUAUAGGACGUUAGUCUACAUUAUACUGGUAGAUUCAUCAAUUAGCCUACAUAGCAACAACAUAUUUCGAGUUGGCAAUUAAAGUGUUUUUCAGGUUCCCACUUCCUCAGGUGGUGAAUACUAUAGCUUAUACUCCAAUAUGCACAAAGAUGUCGAGAAAUUCUCUGAAGAAUCAAAAAGAAAUCGGAUCAUUCUGGAUCCUAUUUUGACAGGUUGCACAUCAAAAUAUCAAUCAUGCAUUUCCUGGAUGUUAGAUGAAAUAGCUUGCUUUUUUAAUCGUAGGCUACCAUCUCAGUUGACUGACUUGGCACUGGAAAAAAUGUCUAGAGCCCUGCCGCAAAUGUAACAAAUGUUUUAAUAGACAGUUAAUUUAUCAGGCAAAAUAGUUAUAUUUAUCUCUGACUUUUUGUCUAUAUCAGCCAGCUCUAGCAGGUCCCCAAACAUGAUUUAUCGAUUUUAUUAGUGCAAACCAAAUUCAAUUUAUUGCAAUAUGUUUUUUUGUCAUAAUACCCUGCUCUACUAGAACCCGAUAAAAGGAUUUCUCUCGCUCACACACACAGUUGUCUUUGACCAUGGUAUCUGCCAAUUUGUCUGAAGGUCACUGGGAGUUGCAUGCUGAACAGCCAAUAACAGCCAAUGUUACUAACUGCCAGGGGGAGAGGCAGAGGUUAUGUCACCACUUGGAAAAGGGUAUUAUUUCAAUCCGACAUCGGGGCACAUACAUGCACCAAAUCACCCUGCUCAGUUCUGUGUGUUUUCUGUGUGCAUGCGUACAUUGUGUCUGUUUUCCCCUGACUGGGUGAAGAGUCAUGUCCCCAGAGUACAGCUCAGUGGGACUGCUGGCAUGUGGCUAAAGAAUCCCUGCCCUUUAAAACCGAGUGAGGGAUAGGAGAAAGGAGAAGUGAGGGAGGACCAAUCACAAAACCCUAUCUCUCUCUUUUUACUUCUCACUCUUCUCUUUCCUCCUUAUCUUGUUGUUGCUCUUGUUGAAGAGAGGAGACAGACAAGGACAGAACCAUGAACCAGGACACGGUGAUGGACACUAAGGCGGUGUUUACUGCUCUGUACAGUGUGUGUGAGGAGAAUGCUACGUUCUUCUCUGAGGGUGCUAAGGGGUCCCAGGGGGGCGCGGCACAGCGACUGGUGGACACCAUGACCCUGAUCCAGGAGCACGCCCGCAGCCUGGAACCUGUCAUCUCCGGCUUCGCUGCGAUCUACCACCACUUUGACUUUGACCCACACAUACCAGCCAAUGGAUACCGCUCUCUAGUCAAGGUGGUGCGCUGCUGCAUUCUCCACAUCAUCCACAAGGGGCGCUACAUCUCCACCAACCGACGCAGCAUCUUCUUUCGGACGGCCCACAACGCAGGGGAGAUGGAGGCCUACUGCUCGGCCCUAUGUCAGCUGAGAGCCCUGCUCUACCUGGCCCAGCGACUGCUGCACGACAACAGCCACGGGAACCUCUUCUUCCACGAGGAGAGCGGCCUCAGCCAGAGCUUCAUCCGGGAGUACUCCUCCAUGCACAAGGGCUGCUUCUACGGACGCUGCCUCGGAUUCCAGUUCACUCCAGCCAUCCGUCCCUGUCUGCAGACCAUAGCCAUCGGCCUGGUGGCUUUCGGAGAGAACUACAGGCGCCACCAGUCAGGCAUUGGUGUAGCAGCCAGCUCCUUCUUUACCUCAGGGAAGUACGCCAUCGACCCGGAGUUAAGGGGGGCGGAGUUUGAACGCAUCACUCAGAACCUGGACGUCCACUUCUGGAAGGCCUUCUGGAACAUCACAGAGACUGAGGUUCUAUCUAGUCUAGCCAGUAUGACGUCCACCCAGGUGAAGGUGAACCGUGCCCUCUCAGUGCCCCCUGUGCCCUUUGACCUCCCGCUGGUGGCUGAUCCCCACCUCACUGUCACCAUAGAGGCCCCUUCGGCCCACACCGGCCCUGGCCCCGUACAGAUGAGGCUGAUCUCCUUCGAGCUGAGGGAGGGACAGGACAGUGAGGCGUUGCUGUCCCUGUCCCGUUCUGAGGGGGGUCCGAUCUCCCUGUCUCUGGGAAUGAAGACCAAGCAGAGCCCCCCUUCUCGCUGGCUCCUGGUGCACUACCACGGAGGAGGCUUUGUGGCUCAGACCUCCAAGUCUCACGAGCCGUACCUGAAGAGCUGGUCUCAGGACCUGGGUGUGCCCAUCCUGUCUGUGGACUACUCUCUGGCCCCUGAAGCCCCCUUCCCCAGGGCCCUGGAGGACUGCUUCUACGCCUACUGCUGGGCCAUCAAGAACCACCAGUUGCUGGGUUGGACGGGGGAGAAUGUCUGUCUGGCCGGUGACAGUGCUGGUGGUAACCUGUGUAUUACAACAUCGAUGCGUGCUGCAUCUCACGGCGUGCGGAUGCCGGAUGGCAUCGUAGCUGCCUACCCUGCCAUCCUGCUCACCGCCUAUGCCUCGCCCUCCCGCCUGCUCACCCUCUUUGACCCCCUACUGCCCCUCAGUGUGCUCUCCAGGUGUCUCAGCGCCUACGCAGGUGAGGAGCCCCAGGCAGAGAAGCAGGUGGAGAAGGUGAGCACUUUGAGCAUGGUGAGAAGAGACACGGCCCUGCUGCUCAGAGACUUCAAACAGGGUGCUUCCAAUUGGAUCCACUCCCUACUGGACCCCAACAGAGCCGCUGCCACGGCAUCAACAGACACGUCUUCGUCAGUGAGGAAGAGUGUGUCUGAGGCAUCCAUCAGCUCACCCCACUCGGACCCCCCCGUGCCCCCUGAGCAUCCCUUUGACUUCUCCCUGAGGAGAGAGUCUCUGAAGAGCCACACCUGCCAGGACCUGGCAGGCCACGCCAACUCCACUCCCGCUGCUGCCCCCACCACUCCUGCCCACAAUGCAAUGGUGUUCCCCGAACCCACGCCUGACAACGUGAGCUUCUUCCUCUCCAAAGAGGAGGCGGUGUCCAUGUCAGAUGCUCUGUCCUCUGUAGCCAUAGCGCCCCCUGAGGGGGAGGAGGGCGUGGUGCUGGAGCACCCUCGGGAGUUCCCCCUGGGCUUCGAACCGCUGCGCUCUGAGCGGCUGGCUGAGAUGAAGCUGGCCACCUCGCCUGUCGUCAGGAACCCCUACAUGUCUCCUCUACUGGCCCCCGACAGCAUGCUGAGAGGACUGCCCCCCAUACACCUAGUGGCCUGUGCGUUAGACCCCAUGCUGGAUGACUCUGUGAUGUUUGCCAAGCGCCUGAGGAACGUAGAUCAGCCAGUCACCCUGUGUGUGGUGGACGACCUCCCCCACGGCUUUCUCAGCCUAUCACAGCUCUCCAGGGAGACUAGGGAAGCGGCUAACGUCUGCGUCAACCGAAUCAGGGACGUCUUUGACCAGAAGGACUCGCCCCAGGAGCCACGGAUGCACCGCAAGCUGGAAAGGACCAAUCAAUGUACUCCCUCUGUCGCCACAGGUGACCCAGAGAAGCUUUUUGCAGCACCCAUUCAAGAGGAGGAGCUGCUGGUGGCCAGGGGAGGGGCUCUAGUUCAAGAUGGGGAGGGGCUAGUUGGUGUGGCAGCACAGAACAACAUAGACAUUGUGGGAUAAAGGCAUAAUCAGGGGUUUGCUAGAUGAGUACCGUUCGUUAAAGGAUUUAAAAGAGAUGGAGAAAAGGGGGGGAUUUGGGCCAUAUGAAGCCUGGGAGAAGAGAAUAGAGUGAAGGAAAAACAGCAGCAGGAGGAGGAUAUGGAGAAGGAGUUGGUAGCGUGCCCAGUUUUGGAGAGACAGAAUAAAGCACCCAUGGAUAGAGAGGACAGCAAGUACUAAUUGCAACCUCUUCAGCUUUCAAACUCUCAAUUGCUGUUUAGCACCAUGCACAGUGACAUGUUGACCACACACACACUAAACCAUUUUGCCUUUUGGGCUGCUGCAUUGUGCUCGGUGUAGAACUGUGAGUUUGGAGCCUGGACAUUAUAAAACAGCACAGAGCGUUGUGGUGCAUGGUCGAUCCAUCUCCCUAUAGAAGAUUAUUCCAGUCCCUAAUCAGAUGAGCUCCUACAUAGUGCCAUCACAACUUAAUGGCCACUUGUCUUUUAGGGAGCCACUCUAAAUCAAGCUUAAUAACUGUAGAACUCUGAGGUCUGUUAAACUAGUUGGUUGUGAAUACUGCUGCUGUUCGGUCACUUACUCUGCUGAUUGGCCCAUCAAUAGGGUGCUGCAGCAUUGGAAACAACAAACUUAGAAACUGGAAGGAUUUGGUAGUACCUUGAAAUUGUUAACCAUAAUAGAUCUUAUUAUGCCAUAGUAUUCCUUGUUAUUUGUAUUUAUUGUGUGUUGGUAUAUAUAUAUAUAUAUAUAUAUAUAUAUAUAUAUAUAUAUAUAUAUAUAUAUAUAUAUAUAUAUAUAUAUACUCGUAUUGUAUUUUUAUUUUAAUCCUGGAUCAUAGUUAUACCUGUUUGUUCAAGGCUUUUAAGAGCAUAUUGUGAGGUGGAUGCUAAGUUAUGUUCCUAGCUGUGUAGUGCCAUACUCUGUGGCUGCUCAUUCCUAGUUGUUCAAAGUAGCCAAAUGUUAACCUCUAUCACUGUAGUGACUAGUGGUCAGCUAGUCGUUACCCACCCAACCAGUCACCUCAGUGAGAUGUGGCUGAGGGUUGAUAUUAUUAUAUUCUGGUCUUUAUAUUAUACUGAUAUAUUAUAACUAUCCAAUCAUAAAUAGCUAAUGCAAUAUUAUAGCUGCAUUUUCACCAGUAAAAUCAACAGGAUUCAGUGGAGCCAUAAUUAUAUUGUGCUUGGAUUUAAGUCACUGUUGGGGGGUAAAGCAUCAAGUCACACAGUAAUUGUUGUUUUGAUCAUUUUUAUUGACACACAGUAAUUAAGUCUUAUGAUUUUAAGUUUCUUGUGCUCAGCCUUUGUUUGUUGCCAUCUAAAAGCAAUCACUUAGCUGUCUAUAAACUGACUGCCUUUAGAAGCACAUGUUUUUUGAAAGACUGGAAAUCCUUUCUCUAUUUGCACAGUGAAUAUUUCAAUAAGAAAGCCUGAAGCAGACGGAUGCACUGCCCAUCUCUUCAUACUAUCUGUACAUCACUGCACUGACUGCCAAAAACUCAGCCCUCUAUCCCAGGAUGCAGUGCAUUACACUGCCACAGCCCUUGAGCCAGGGGACGUCCUGCUAGCUGACCCAUUUCUGCACCUCCGUCCAAAUCAGAGAAUCCAUUCUGCUCCAACAGCCUGUACCGAGCGAGCAGGAGAAUCUAGAACAAGCCUGAUAGUGAGUUCAUACUCACUGAACAGGUGACUUCUUUAGUUAGUAGUUAGAGAAUAUAUUUCUGUGUACUGUUAGGACAUUCUACAGUGGCUGACUGACAAUCUGUGUUCUACACUAUCUUUACCCUGUGCUCAGGGGCUGAUGCUACAACUAUGUUUUGACUGAAUCUGAUAUGAUACUUGAUAUGGCCUCUGUCUAGCUUGUUGAGAAUGAAUGAUUCACAUUGGAGUGAAAGCCUUUAUCUAAAUAUAAAUGACGACAACCUCACUUCUGGUGCUGUCCUUGUCUGGUGGUCACAGGCCUGGGUUGCCAGAUCUGUUGAGAAUUAUGCUGGUUGAUAGGGAUGGCUUUUGGCUGGAUUUAACCCCCUCCCUCACCCCCCAGAAGAGCAGGGUUUAUCCAGCACACGGUCAUGAUCUAGUAUUAUGAUUCACUGUCCUGUUUGCUGCCAUUGCUUAUUGCAGCGUUUUGAGGCAGGCUGAUAGAGAUGAAGAGAGCUGUUAAGUGAUUCCUUGAAGACCUUCAAGGUUAUCUUGUUUUUAGAAGUCUUGUGUUUAAUGGUUGAUGGUUUUAGACUUUCUUCCACUUUCUUUGUAAGUUCAGUGUAACUGUGUGUCUGUGUUUAGUGUCCUGUGAGGUGUCUGGUAAGUGGAUUCUGUAUGCGUCUAUCAAUGACUCUAACAUUGCACGUGUUUGUCAGUGCUUGUGUGGGUGGAACAUCUACCGUCUUUGAAACCAUGAUUAUGUGUUUUUAAUUGCAGCAGUAAAGCAGCACGUGGGUGUAUGGGGCCAUGAGUUGCAACCCAAGCCCCUGAAUCUCAUGGGUGUUGUACAGUAUACUAUUGUUUAGCCAAGCAGGACUUCUGAGAUCCCAUUUAACACUAUGCAUUCUGUCAGCCAUCCAUUGCUUUGAUGCAUUACAAGGUCCUUGAUGAAUACAGUUCUCAUUGUGCUCUAGCAACAUAACUGAUCAUGCAUAUUGAGAUUUAGCCUGGCGUCUCCAUUGCCAGAGUAGAUAUCAUAACCCCACACACACACCCAACGAGCACCACUCCAGGCCCUAUGGCAGGGGUGUCAAAGUCAAAUGGACGGAGGGCCAAAUAAAAAAAUCAGCUACAAGACGAGGGCCGGACUGUUCGAAUGUUCAUUGAAAAAUUUUUAAAUGACGCAUAUAGUCUAGUGAACCUAAUUGAACCUACUGAAAACCUAACAAAUAUAUUACAAUAUGAUCAGAUAAAUAAAGCAAUAUUUUCUUA
Oncorhynchus nerka (sockeye salmon) is the source of this 9041-nucleotide messenger RNA. RefSeq names its product hormone-sensitive lipase-like. Gene Ontology annotation, cellular component: cytosol. The coding region runs from base 3592 to 6129 and encodes 845 amino acids. The record is from RefSeq and is a predicted model, not a curated record. NCBI's taxonomy places the organism in Eukaryota, Metazoa, Chordata, Actinopteri, Salmoniformes, Salmonidae. The transcript is spliced from 13 exons. Gene Ontology annotation, biological process: cholesterol metabolic process; triglyceride catabolic process. Gene Ontology annotation, molecular function: sterol ester esterase activity; triacylglycerol lipase activity.